AUGAUUCCAGAUGGAAGCUCAGAGCUACAGGAAGUAAUGAAGAACAAUGGUCAGCACUUGUUUAGUGCCCAGCACAGAGACCUGACCAGACAGAGUCGGCGUCGGACGACUGCCGACGACAGUUUGAUGGAACGCUUCAUGCAGGAUGUGCUGGACCACCACCCAGACAACUACCAAGACAACAGCUCUGCACCAAAUGAGGCAGCAGCAGCACCACCACCAGCAGCAGCAGCAGCAGCAGCUGAGUCACCGGAAGUGAUUGUUUUGGAUGAUUCGGAUGAAAAGGAGGACGACAGUGCAGAGAGCAGCGGAGAGAUGCUCUCCGAGGAUUCGGAGUCUGUUGAAGAGAUAGAGUGUAGACCUGGCACUUCUCAGGAAUGUGCAGAGGUUGCAGUCCGACCAUCGGUUAUUCAAAGGCUGGAGCGGGGACAGCAGCAGUCCUUGGAGUUGGCUCAUAAGGCUGAGAGUGGGGUGAAAACAGUUAAUGCGGUUGGUGUUGCUCAGGCUACAAUUAGCGGAGAAGAGUCAGUGCGUCCCCCAGUGAUUUGUAAUGCUCCUGCCAGCUCUUUGCCUAGAGGCUCUGUCGAGAGACCAGUUGCGGCUAACAGUGUUCCUCGGUUAGCACUGGCAGUGGCUUCAGAUUCCUUUCCAGCUUGUGACACAGAGAACCUUGACACAUACUUUGACCCCCCAGAUCAGGGCUCUAGCAAUUCACAGUCUCAACCCAAAGCAAAAGAUCCAAAAAAGAAAUCUUUAAGUAUUAAUUUAGACAAAUUGCUUGCACAGAGAGAUCUCAGAGCUAAGGGUGCGUCUUUUUCCCCUGUUGUACGAGUGCGUGAGCUAACAGGUGCCGAGCUUUGUUCUCUGAGAGUUGAGUCGUCUUCUGAGACAGGGGCAGGCGCAGCAGGAAACCUCAGUGAGACUGACACACCCUCAGAUGCAGCCCGUGAAGGUGCCAUUCCAAAGCGUCGUGAGGCAUCUCGUUCAAAUGUAGUUCAUCCCCAAGAAGAAACAAGUUUGGUUUUCAACAGGCCAGCACUUCUGAAACAAACGUGCUCAGUGAGUUCUGAAGUGCAGCUCAAUCGUGGCUCUCUUCAGCCAGUACCUGGUCAUCCCCAAGCUGCCGUAAGUGACUUAAGUCAUUUGGAGGAAGAAGAGGAGGAGGAGGAGGAGGAGGAGGUUGACCUAGAGUAUGAGAGCUAUGAGUCUGGAGGUUCUGACAUGAGUUUUGAUUGUGCGUCCUCUUGCCAGUCACCAAGUCCGCUGUCUGAACUGAGCCCUAUAGAAAUAAACGAAUCAGAAGAAGCACAGGCUGAUGUCCAGCCUAGCGAUGAAACAUCUACUGUUUCCGGAGCAACUUCCGAUAAUGGCAGCAGUUCCCGUCAGGGGCAUACCAACCGUUCUCAAGUGAUUACACAGAACACACAGCUCAUUCGUUUGGUUGAUGAAAGCUAUGAGUCUAGUGGCUCUGAAGUGAAUUUCGAUGGCGAGGACUCUCUUCCGUCCACCAGUCACGGUCUCCCACUACUGGCGGCAGCAAACCUUCCUACACAGAUGGCUGUCCGCUUGGUUGACAGCUAUGGAAGCGGCAGCUCUGAGCGAUGGGAGGAUUCUGGGUCCUCAGCUGAUGAGAUUCCAGCAGCAGUGGGACAACAACCUCUGAAUGCCACCCAUGCACACCUGGUUGAUGAGAACUACGGGUCAAGUAGCUUCAGCUCUGAUAGUGAUGCAGCUCCCCAAAUGCCUGCUCAAGAAAGAAGCCCGAGAGACAGAGAUGCCCAACAGCAAGAUGAACGCCAACCCAGCAGUGCUGGUGCACGUCCUGAGCGUGAUGAGCCCCAGAGAGAAGCAGAAGAACUCAGUGUUCCCAGCCAGAGUGCCAGCCAUGGGGAUAUGAACUGUGAGUCUCAUGGUCCUGAAAUGGGUUUUCAUGCUGAUGCUCAAUUAGAGGCUGACCAAUCUCCAGUAAAUCCUGAGGAAAUAGAUGUUGACUUAGAGGACCAGAGUGUUCACUCUGGCAUUUCUAAUCUAAGUUUUGAUUCCCAUGCUUCUUAUCAGUCAGCUAAUGAUGAACCUCAAGGGGCUUGGGAUGAAGUAAAUCUUGAUGAGUUAAAUGCUGACAUGGACGCUAAGAGCUAUGCCUACUCCAGUUCUGAGUUGACGUUUGAUUCCGACUCCCCUCUUCUGUCAGCUGCUGAGCAGUCUCUGCUGGAUGUUGAAGGACUGAACGAAGACGACUUUGACCCGGACGGAGAGAGCUGUGUGUCAAGUAGCUCUGACAUAACCUUUGACUCCGACAUUCCUGAUGACUCAGUAGCUGACCAGCUUCGAGUAGCUGUUUAUGAGGAGGAACCUGUUGAUCUGGAAAAUAAGAGUUACGAAUCUUGUGUUUCUGAAAUAACAUAUGAUUCUGAUAUUCCUCUUCAUUCAGGAAAUGAUCACCCUGAAGUAAUCAUUCAGGAAGAGGAAAGCGCUCCCUUAGAAGGGAAGGACGACAACCCCAGUGGUUCUGAAAUAGGUUUGGAUUCUAAUACUAAAAAGAUAAAUUCCCCUAACGAAGAGCAGGUACACAUACAACAAAAGGAAAAUGAACCUACUGAUUCUGAACUAAGUUUGAAUUGCGAUACUCUUAACUCAAAGCCUGGACGUUCUGAAGAUCCCAUGACAGUUCGUGUUUCUGAAACAGGACUUGAUUCUUGUACCCCCUUUCAGUCAGUCAUUCGCAAAGGUGAAGUAACUGUCAAAAAUGUAUGCCCUCAGCAAGAGACGCAUGCUCACUUGCCAAGUCAAAGUGCAGAAUCUCAUUCUGAAAUCAGCUCCGCUUCUUCUGCUUCUCAUCCAGUGGCAGAACCUUAUGUAGGGAAGAAAGCCAAGAGAAAGACGAAGCAUCUGGAGGAAGUCAGGAGUGACGACGAGUAUGGCGACUCUCCGCCAGCUGCUUGGAAAGGGGACCAUGUUGACUCAAAAGAUGAAAGUACUGAGCCUAGAGGAACUGGAGGAAAUCUCAGUGCUACUGGUUGUCUUGAUUCAGCCAUCAGCCAACCUCAGCUAGCUGUGAACGAAAACCAUGUUGAACCAGAAGACAAAAACAGCAGACCCGGUGAUUCUGAAGCAGAUGCUGAUUCUGCCGGCCACUUUCACUCACUGCCUCAAGAGGAUGACGUGAUCACAAAGAUGAGCGAGUGGAAAGAAGAGGCAAAGGUUCUCGAAAAGAAGAUCAGUGAACUUAUUUAUUCAAAACUAAUACAUGAUUCGACUGCCUCUUUUCCUUCUGCAAUGGAUCAACUUGAACUAGCUCUUAAACAAAUAAAUCUUGACAGUAAUGAUCAAAUGUCCAUGGAAAACAGCAGCCAGGAUGCCAGUUCUGCAGCAAACUUGGAUUCUGACGUCUCCGUCCAGUCAGUAGCUGCACCACCUGAGACAGCUGUUUUGGAGCCUGAACACGCUGAACUUGAAGGUAGGAAUCACGGGUCUCGUGAUUCUGAAGUAAGCUGCGAUCCUAACGACUCUGUCCAGCCAGAGGCCGAUCAGCACAGUGACAGCCAUGAAAACAGAGGUCAGAUGGAGAAAGAUGACCUGGAAGGUGAGGAGGAUGAAGUGCAGGGUUUUGGAGUCACAAGUGCUUCCAGUAUCCCUCAGUCAUUGGCUGGCCAAACUGAAGUUGAAGUAGUUCAGGAGAUCAGCUGCUGGGAAGAUUGCGGUGAUUUGGAAGAUAACACUGUUGAAUCUAGUGACUCAAAAAUGAACUUCCAUUCUGAUGAACCGCUUCAGUCUGUGCGUAAUACAGUUCAAGAGUCUGCUCAAGAAAUAAACUUACUGAGGGGACAUGUUAGUCCACAUGAUAGUGACUGUGAGCCCUGCAUCUCUGCAAUAGUGCCCAUUUCAAACGUCAUUUUUUGCUCAGUAAUUCAGAAGCCACGACAUUUGCCUGAAACGAGCAUUGAUCCCUGUGAUGGUCCUGAUUCCAGUGAUCUUUGCCAGUCAGUAGCAGGCUGUCUUCAAAAACCUGUCCAGGAAAUGAACCUGAAGGAAGACCGUAUUUACCUGGAAGAUAAGAGCUACAAGCUCGUUGAUUUAGAACCAACUUACUAUCCUGAUGAUCCUGUUCAGUGUGUGACAGCUCCAUCUGUGGACAGUGUGUCUAUCAGAGAAGUAGACGUGCAAAAAGAGAAUCAGAAUGAUGUAGAAAAUGAGGCCUUUCAGCCAUGUUGUUCUGAAGUAGCGUGCUGUUCCAGUUCUCAUCUGCAGUCCGACGUUGGCCCACCUCCAGUGUUUUGCAGAGAAGCAGACCCCGAGAGGAAUGAGCUUGGCACAGCGGGGCCCAGCGAGCCUGAAGUGCUGUACGACUCUGACGUGUCUUUUCAGAUAGUAGUUAACCAGCCUCAAACGUCCGACGGAGAAGCAGAAUCCCCACAGGUGGUGCUGUUGAAUGUUGUACCCAGUGACAGUGAUUGUGACCGGGAAGUCAUUUCUGAUUCAAAUAUUUCUCUUCAGCUAGAAACCAAUGAUACAAAUACAGAUUCUGCUGGGCCGGCAACAAUGGGAAGGUCCUACUGUAGAUUCUGUCGUUGUGAUUAUGAAGCCUCUCAGUCAGUGACAAAUCAAUCCAAGGAAAGUUUCAGAAUAAUAAAUCGGAACAACGACUAUAUUAUUCUGGGAGAUCCCACUUGUCCGUCCUGUGGUCAUGAGCUCUGUUUCACUGCUGAUUCCUCUGAUCAGCCCUCUACCAGCCAGUGCCUCGUGUCUGACCGUGCCCGUGCUGCCCCAGAGGAGCAGAGCCCCCAGCCUCACUGCUCUAGCAGAAGGUUCAGUCCGGAAGAUACGACUCGGCCAGUGACUUGCCAGCCGCAGGCACCAGCCGCAGGCACCAGUUUUUGGGAAGUUCCAAGAAAUGUUGCCAUUCAAGACAGGAGCUGGGCACCAAAUAGUUUUGCAGCUCGGCAUGCUGCCCGUGCUGUGUCGGUGAUCCGCCCGACCUCUGUGAAGCACAUCCCUUUGAAGAUUCCAGAUGCAGAUCCAGAACCCGAGCGUCGUCGGGCUGAUGGACCUGAACUGGACCCUGACCAACCUCAGCCUGCUAAGAAAAGCCGCGACCUUAAGAAGGUAACUUUUGACAUGAGAGUAACCAAGUACGAAUAUCUACCAUAUCCUUGGUACCCGGAAGAGUAUGCACAAGCGUAUGCAGAAGAGUAUGCACGAGAGUAUGCACAAGUGUAUGCAGAAGGGUAUGCACGAGAGUAUGCACAAGUGUAUGCACAAGGGUAUGCACAAGGGUAUGCACAAGAGUAUGCUGAGGGGUAUGCACAAAGGUAUGCACAAGCGUAUGCACAAGAGUAUGCACAAAGGUAUGCACAAGCGUAUGCACAAGAGUAUGCACAAGCGUAUGCACAAGCGUAUGCACGAGAGUAUGCACGAGAGUAUGCACAGGGGUAUGCAGGAGGGAAUGCACAGGAGUAUGCACAGGAACAUGCAGAAGGGAAUGCACAGGGGAAUGCAGAAGGGAAUGCACAGGAGAAUGCAGAAGGGAAUGCACAGGGGAAUGCAGAAGGGAAUGCACAGGAGAAUGCAGAAGGGAAUGCACAGGGGAAUGCAGAAGGGAAUGCACAGGAGUAUGCACAGGAACAUGCACAAGGGAAUGCACAGGAGUAUGCACAGGAACAUGCACAAGGGAAUGCACAGGAGUAUGCACAGGGACAUGCACAGGAACAUGCACAAGGGAAUGCACAAGAGUAUGCACAAGGGAAUGCAGAGGAGAAUGCACAAGAGUAUGCACAGGAGCAUGCAGAGGAGCAUGCAGAAGAGCACGCAGAAGGGGAUCCUAAUGAACUGGUUCAUGAAGCCUCACCUCAAGUCCCUCCGCCAUUUGUUGAAGAAACUCAGUCUCAGGUGAGCGGAGAUGAGGCAGAAACACACACACAGGACUUUCACGGUCAUCUCUACGGUUACUACCACGGUUGCCCUGAGACUGAGAGGGGCUCCCCAUCGGUUCACGCCGCCGCCGCAUCGGUUCACGCCGCCGCCGCAUCGGUUCACGACGCCGCCGCAUCGGUUCACGACGCCGCAUCGGUUCACGCCGCCGCAUCGGUGUACAGUGAAGGUGACGCUGGAGACGCCGAGGACAAACCGUCCUGUGCCCCCGCGGAGGGCCGCUGUGUGGUUUCUCAGGACCAGGUGGAAGGAGUCAGGCCUGGAACCCAAGCAAGUCCUGGGAAGAAAAGAAAGAUGGCCGGACAAGAGGGAGAGCUGCCGAGAAAGAAGCAUUUCUACCAUGACAGCCAGAAAAAGGAAAAAGCCCCGAGUGGGAGCAGCGAGUCGCCUGCAGCCCCGACGGCGCCCGUGCAGCCCGAUUCCUUGGUCUCCAUUUUCUCCUCUCUGUGUAUGACGGAAGGUCAGUCUUUGAGCCAACCUAAGGCGAAGCCUGGCAGCAAUGGGGCCUCGCAAGCCGCUCCCAGCCGACCACCUACGACAGCCGUGAUUAAUGCUCCGCAGAACCCGACGGGACCGGCCGGUGACACAGCUGAGAAAGCUGGCGGGGACCCCGGUCAGAGCGGCGCCAGCGCCAGCGCCAGCGCCAGCAGGCCGAGCGUGCCUUCGUCAUCCAUCAUGGCAGCGCCCAAGAAAAGAACCAUUCAAAGGUUCCUCGAGGAUCAGUCUGCAUCUGCAGAAAAGCCGGCUGUGGGCGCUGCUGAAACUCCCAAGACUGAUUCCCAGCAGACUCGUUUGAAUCGUGACAGUGCCAAAAUGUUUCUCAAGUCAAUCAAAAAGGAGCUUUUGGAGAGUAAAAAUCAAAAGAAAUUUUGGAAAAAGAAGAUGGCAGCUACACAUCUCAAAAUGUGUUUACUCAAAAAUGCUUACAAAACACUGAUUCUCCGGAAAAAAUCAAAACUAGCUUCAGAAAAACUGGCUAUGUGGAUUCAGCUGAAAGCGACCGAUAUCCGUAGGAAGUACGGUAACAGAGGCCCUGGUGUGCGCCGGAAGCAUCAGUCAAAGACUGUUCUUAUUCGAAAGCAGCUGAGGAAGAAGAAGAUGGUCGCCAGGAAGAUAAAGGAGGCCAAGAAAGCAGCCGAAGAAGCGCGCUCCCGGCUGAGCCUCUCCAUCAGCCCGGCCGUGGCUGAAGAGCCCCAGUCAAGCGCAGCUGCAGGGCCCGCCGAGCUGCCUGCCAGUCUUCCUGAGGCUGCAGGAAGAAAGCGCUACCGGAAAAAGUACUACCGCAGAAAGAAGCUCCUUCCUGUGAGAGAGUAUGACCUGAGAAGCUCAAGUUCCGCCUCCAGCUCCGACAGGAUGGUGACGCGGCUUGCAAGCAAGUCGAGAAGCAGUGAGGCCAAGUGA
Chionomys nivalis (European snow vole) is the source of this 7329-nucleotide messenger RNA. It is a transcript of the gene Zdbf2, whose product is annotated as zinc finger DBF-type containing 2. Gene Ontology annotation, biological process: epigenetic programming of gene expression; genomic imprinting. Lineage: Eukaryota; Metazoa; Chordata; Mammalia; Rodentia; Cricetidae. The record is from RefSeq and is a predicted model, not a curated record.